Molecule: messenger RNA, 219 nt
Organism: Rhizopus microsporus ATCC 52813
Lineage: Eukaryota; Fungi; Mucoromycota; Mucoromycetes; Mucorales; Rhizopodaceae
Exons: 1
Coding region: 60-218 (52 amino acids)
Source: RefSeq, a predicted model, not a curated record
AAUAGCAGCCAUUUUUAGGGUAGACAUUAUUCCGAAGAAUAUCAGAAGAAAAUUUAAUUAUGAAGUUAGAUUUACGAGCUUUAAGUAGUGUGAAUAGAAGCCGAAUAGAUUUAUGUGUAGGGAAGUUCGCAAAGAAGGUGUAUAGAUCGAGAAUAUACAAUGACAAAUUAAAAAUGGUGACAUUAUCGAGGCACUAUCUCAACCCUCUGCUUCGAUAGG